AUGGCGCAGCGUGUGCUGCUGAACAACUCCCAGCUGGUCGACGAUUUGGAUGUGAACACAGAUAUUUAUUCCAAAGUGCUCAUAACGGUGAUUUACGCAGUGCUCUUUGGCGUUGGUUUAAUCGGCAAUUCCAUGACCCUGUACAUAUCUCUCCAGAGGAGAUCCGUUCAACAUCUCCAAGGCACCGUCCAUUAUCACCUGGCUAGUCUCGCGGUCUCCGACCUCCUCAUCCUAGUCUUGUGCAUGCCUGUGGAGCUGUACAACUUCAUUUGGAUUCAUCACCCUUGGGCUUUCGGUGAGGUCGCGUGCAGGAGCUAUUACUUUCUACGGGACGGCUGCUCGUACGCGACGGCGUUGAACAUAGUGAGUCUGAGCGUGGAGCGCUACAUGGCGCUGUGCCACCCGUUAAAAGCCAAGAGCAGGAUGUCGCGCGGGCGCACCAGGAGACUCGUCUGCGCGCUCUGGGUCGCGUCGCUCGCCCUCGCCUCUCCAAUGCUUCUGACCAUGGGACUAAUUCACGUGGGGAAAGAGAGGAUCUGCACCACCGUGGCUUCCACCAACACUGCCAAAGCUGUUCUACAGGUAAAUGCCCUUCUAUCUUUUGUUGUGCCAGUGCUGGUGAUCACAGUCAUGAAUGGUUUGAUUGGACAUCAACUCCAGCAAAUGAGCCAUCAUGCAUUGCACUGUUUAGCACCUUCAAAUAUCACAACAGAUACAAACCGAGAACGCUCGCUACAACAUGGGAUCAAAGUCCUCCGUGGGGUGGUUUUUGCCUUUGUUUUAUGUUGGUUUCCUUAUCACUGCCGUCGACUGAUGUAUUGCUAUGUAACAGAAUGGACAAAUGCUUUGUAUGAUUUCUACCAUUACUUUUACAUGUUGACAAAUGUGCUCUUCUACAUCAGUUCAGUGAUUAAUCCCAUCCUUUAUAACCUGGUCUCAUCCAAUUACCGCCAAGUAUUUCUCUCCACGGUCACCUACAUGUGCCAGACACACUACAAAAGGCAGAGGAGCAACCAGAGCAAGAGGAGUUUACAAGUACCACAACAUCUUCAUUCCUCCCUGGUCACAUCCCGUACCAGCCGUCACACCCUUUGUUCCAUGGUGGUCAUGGAGACUACAUAG
Molecule: messenger RNA, 1122 nt
Organism: Xyrauchen texanus (razorback sucker)
Lineage: Eukaryota; Metazoa; Chordata; Actinopteri; Cypriniformes; Catostomidae
Product: neurotensin receptor type 1-like
Exons: 4
Coding region: 1-1122 (373 amino acids)
Biological process (GO): neuropeptide signaling pathway
Cellular component (GO): plasma membrane
Molecular function (GO): G protein-coupled neurotensin receptor activity
Source: RefSeq, a predicted model, not a curated record